AUGCCAACCCACCGAGGCCGCAGGCACGGCGCCAGAGCCGAGACCCCGCGGGCCCCCCGCCCCACGCCGCUCCCCACGCACGCUGUGCCGGCCGUGAGCCGCGGCUCCCGCAGCCUCCGUCGCUCCACGAUCGCGGUUAUUCACGGGCUGCGUGCGCGCAGGGGGCAGGGCAGGUGUUGGGGUGACGCCGUGGCCCUGCGGACACUCGUGCGCUGGUUUUGCACUGCACUAAUAAAGCGCUCAGCUUUGGACCGAGGCUGCUCUCGCGUGGAGCCGGCGCCAGCCGCCCGCACGGGGCCCGGGAGUGCCGCGGGGACCGCCGGGGCUCCCGGAGUGCCCGGCCCCGACACGCCGGGGGGUCCCAGGGCCGGCGGAACGAUCCCGGGCUCCCCGCGGCUGCCCGCCCCGGGGCCGGAGGUGCCACCCCGCCCCGCCCCGUUCCGCCCCGCCCCGUUCCGCCCCGCCCCGCCCCGUUCCGCCCCGCCCCGUUCCGCCCCGCCCCGUUCCGCCCCGUUCCGCUCGCAGCGGAAGCGCCACGUCAGGGGGGCGGUGCGGGGGCGGUGCCGGGUUGCGGGUGCUGGUGCCGGGUUGCGGGUGCCGGUGCCGUGCUCGGUGCGGGUGCCGGUGCCGUGCUCGGUGCGGGUGGCGAUGCCGGGCGCGGUGCGGACGCUGUGCCUGGCCGCGCUGCUGGGCGCGCUGCGGGCCGGCGGCACGGAGCUGACGCUGGAGCUGCCCGACAGCGCCCAGCGCUGCUUCCACCAGGAGCUGGAGAGCGGCGUCAAGUUCACCCUCGACUAUCAGGUGAUCAGCGGAGGGCACUAUGAUGUGGACUGCUACGUGGAGGACCCCAACGGCAAGACCAUCUACCAGGAGACCAAGAAGCAGUACGACAGCUUCUCGCACCACACCGAGGCCAAGGGUGUCUACACCUUCUGCUUCAGCAACGAGUUCUCCACCUUCUCCCACAAAAUCGUCUACUUCGACUUCCAGGUGGGCGACGAGCCGCCCAUCCUGCCCGACAUGAACAACCGCGUCACUGCCCUGACACAGCUGGAAUCUGCCUGUGUCACCAUCCACGAGAUGCUGAAGGCGGUGAUCGACUCCCAGACCCACUACCGGCUGCGGGAGGCGCAGGACAGGAGCCGAGCCGAGGAGCUCAAUGGCCGCGUCUCGUACUGGUCAGUGGGGGAAACCCUCAUCCUCUUCGUGGUCAGCAUCGGGCAGGUGGUGCUGCUCAAGAGCUUCUUCACCGAGAAGAGACCCAGCAGCGGCGGAGCUGGCACCUAGAGCUGCUGGCUGUGCCCGAGUGCAGCGGGCAGCGGGACAGACACUGCGCCUCUGAUCUGUGCCGGGACAGGCGGGGGUGGGACAGGGGGCGACGCUGCUGAGCUGGUGACACAGCCACCCGAGGACAGGCGUCCCCAGCAUCACCUCCCAUUUGCCAUCGUCUGGCCUACCCUGUCCCCUCGCCUGGCCAGCCUGUCCCCGUUCUCUGGCUGCACUGGGGAGCAGGGGGGACCAGCACAGCACAGCACCGGGCACCCUCGGGACUGGGACGGGACUGGGACGGGACUAGGAUGGGACUGGGACGGACUGGGAUGUAACUGGGACUGACUGGGACGUGACUGGGACAGGACCAUGCGCUGCCCCUGAGCCCUGUGCAGCCACCAAGGGCAGGGGCAGCCCUGGCCCCCUUGGCAUCCCCCAGUGCCCCCAGCCCCAGCAGAGCUGCCCGUGGGCUGGGGGGGUCUCUGUCUGCACCCCAGGUGCCCUGUGGCGGGCAGGGUGCUCCCAGCAGCGGGACACAGCACCCGCAGCAUCCAACAAGGGAAGGCUGUUUGCUGGGUGGCUCUGGCUCUGCCAGCUCCUCCCCUCGCAGCAGUUCUCAGGCUGGCAGCAGGGGGUGUGCCUGUACCAGGUGGUAUUUUCAUACACCAGUCCGUGCCUGAGACUCAGCCCCCUCACACAUUCCCCGCACACGUGCCAGGGAAGCCCAUCCCUGCCCCAGAAGCACGGGGGACCCACACACGCCUGGGACUGCAGCCCCUCAUUCCCUGGAGCCCCACAAGACCCCUGGAGUGACUGGUGUGCUGGCCCUCCAGCCCUCAAGCAGGUGUGAGAUCAUUUUUCAGAGCUGAAGCAACUCCACUAGACUUUGCCACUUUCAAAUAAAUCCCUGCAAGCAUG
Messenger RNA from Melospiza melodia melodia, 2187 nucleotides. RefSeq lists its product as uncharacterized. Gene Ontology annotation, cellular component: Golgi apparatus; COPII-coated ER to Golgi transport vesicle; endoplasmic reticulum. Bases 1 to 1287 code for a protein of 428 amino acids. NCBI's taxonomy places the organism in Eukaryota, Metazoa, Chordata, Aves, Passeriformes, Passerellidae. Gene Ontology annotation, biological process: endoplasmic reticulum to Golgi vesicle-mediated transport; intracellular protein transport; Golgi organization. The record is from RefSeq and is a predicted model, not a curated record. The transcript is spliced from 4 exons.